ACAAAUGCCGUUUGGUGCGCGUCAAUCGGGAGCGAGAAUCAAUUCCGUUGCUCCAUGCUCUAUCUAUCCAUACGUCGUGAAAGUUAACAGGAGAUAAGAAGAGUCCAGCUGAGGAGUAUUGUUUUUUCUUUCGUGAGGGGGCGCUGUCGUAGAGUGGACACUCAACAAAAAAAAAGGGGAAAACGUAUCAUCGCCUCCGUGACCUUCGUCGUCUAUCAAAAUGGGGUUAAGGUCAGUCUUGAAUCUUCUGCUGUUGUUUAUAUUAUUUUGGAGUGGUGUAUCAUCAGCUGAGAUUCGCAAACGACGUCAAACCUCCAACAGCUAUCCAGUUCCUUCAGCGGAAAAAAAGGCUUACCAACCACCUCUUCUGCUAAACGCUCCACCAGCUCCAGUGGCAGUAUCCGCUCCACAGCAGAACGCUUACCAGCCUCCCAUAUCUCUCAUGCGAUCUAACGAAUACCAAUCGCCGCUGAAUGCAGCUCCUUCCCAUUAUACUGCUAAUGCUCCCGCUGGACAACCCUCAAAUCAACACUCGACGUCGCAAGGCUAUGUGCUUCCCAAUCAACCUCCACCACCGUCUUACUCUGUUCAAUACACACCACCAGUUAAUUCGCAACAAUCGUUUUCCAUUUAUCAACAGCCUUCUGCCAAUUUACAGCAUAUUCCCCAAUCUGCAAGUUUAGCAACUUCUUAUUCUGUACAUCAGCAAAGUAGUCCUCGACAAAUCCUUAGUGAUUCCUCUGGAUUACCCCUGAGUACAGCAGAAAGAACGUAUAGCACGCAUUCGAAAGUAGUCGGAUCUUCUCAUGUACCUGUUCAAGCCAUACAUAAAGCACCAGCUUCAGAAAUUCAGUCUGAUAAAGAAACACUAGCGAAAGAAAAAGACAAUAAAAAUGACGAGUACGUUGUAUAUUAUUAUUACUAUUAUGACAAUGAUACUACUCCUAAUAAUAAUAAUCUUACUCUCAAUUUCGAUGAUAUUCCAUCCUUAGAAGCUUAUGAUAACGAUAAAAAUGCGAAAGAGCCAGAAAAAAGUGCUAGUGCAAGAACCUUAGCAGCCAACGUUAAUUCUAUACCUCCCAUUGCAGUUGAAGCAAAAAAAGAAAGCAUUCAGGGGGAAACAAGUUCAAGUCAACCAAGAUCUGCUUCCGGCAGUGAUCGCGAAGCUUAUAUACGUGCUGACAGACCAAAUGAUCCGCUUGAAGAAACAGUUGUGCAACCUCUUAAGCCUGUAUCCAAUGUAUUCCGAUAUGGCAGCAACGAAGUACCAAGAUUUCCUGUUUUACCUAAUUUCAUUAUUUCUGAAGUUACAACCACUACGAAACCAGGCGAAAGUAUAACUGUGAAUCCUUUGAUAUCCGAAUUUACAACUACUCAAGCAGCUCAGUUGAGUUCUCAGUUGCCUGAUGUGAAAUCUAAUGAAGAAACAGAGGAUGAUGAUGUAAAUAAUGUACUUGAUAACAAUACUGCCCUUAAAUCUAAUGAGGAUAAAAUACAAGAAGAAGAGCCACAGACCACAACAACAACUACUACUGAACCAACUACAACUACAGAAAUUACUACCACAACUACAACAGAAAAGCCUCGCAGACGGCCAUCUAUUGGCGGGGGCCGUCGCAGAUUCAAUCCGACUUCAUCAACAAAUAGGAAUCGAAGUCCUACAAGAAGCUCCUCAUCGACUUCAACGACAACUACAACGACGACAACGACUUCCACACCUCGAAGGUCCUUCGGGGGAAACCGAUUGAGACCACGCCCUCCCAUAGGUGGAAAUAGGCCACGAACAAACUCAAGGACAACUGAAGCUAGUGAUGACAAAACUGAAAGCCGAGCUCAAGAAUCAACCACAGCUUCUACCACUGCUUCAAGAUCCCGUUUUACAUCAGCAUCUCCUAGGAGGUUCCAAUCCAGCCGCUCGAGGUCUCAAACUAGCUCUACAACCAGCACCACCAGAUCACCCACUUCUCCAUCGACUCGUUCAAGGCCCACAAGCAGACCCAGACCUAACUUAAUUACAAGAAAUAGACCUCCACGUCCAGGAUUCUUGAGACCCAGACCCGGAAGUGAACCAGAAGAACCAGAAACAACGACCCCCGCAGUUGAGCCAACGGAAGAAGAGACAUCACCAUCAGGAACAAACGAAGAGGCAUCAUCUACUGAUAAUGAUGAAAAUGGAACUGAUGAAGAUGAUGAAACCUCAGAAGAGGAGACAGAAGAACCAACAACUACUGAAGGAAAUCGUUUUUCUGCAUUAUUCCGACCGCGUAAUAGAAACGCUCUUGGAAACAGACCCAGACCUGUUAUAGGAAACAGACCAUCUCGAUCCUGAACUCAAAAAGAAAUUAAUGAGAUUUAAAAAAUAAGCUAUCUUCGGCCAUUCAAGUAAUUUUUUGUAUACAUAAAUAAUUUUGUGGCCAUUUUUUUGUAUACACAAAUAAUAAUUCUUGAAUCCAUUAAUGUUUUCAUGCACAUAUGAUUCUCCAAUAUUUCAACAUGGACUGUAAAAGUAUAGUCUUCUAGACUAAAAACAUCAAAGACAUGAAUGGCCUAAGAAGUUCGCCAUAAAUAUUUAUAGUUUUAAAAAACAAGUAUAUCUAAUCUUAUAACAAUUAUAAACAAGUUUCUGAGAUUUUAUAUUUUCAUCCACUGCAAAACACAUAAAUGUGGAUUCUGUCAUCAGUAGAUGGAAAAAGGGAUUUGACUAGGGUAAAGAGAAGUUCAGAGGCAUCUUUUACAUUUGUUGCAUAUCAAGCAAUGUUUUAUAAUUAAGUGCGAAUUUCAGUGACAUUCUAUUGGUUUCUUACUUCGGAUUUUUAUGAAUUUCUUUUACAAUUACAUGUAUAGUAGUCAUGGUGCUCUAACAUGUUGGAGAAGUCAAGAAUGUGUGUUCACUUGUAGGUUGAAGAAGAAAAGUGAUAUCAGGAGAUUGGCGAAAUAUGCUGCCAAUCAAUGUGAUCUUUUUUGUGUAAGAGCUAACUCGAAAAAUUUUUUAAUAAAAAAUGCCAUGUAUAUAUUUUAAAAA
Stegodyphus dumicola is the source of this 3022-nucleotide messenger RNA. RefSeq lists its product as uncharacterized. NCBI's taxonomy places the organism in Eukaryota, Metazoa, Arthropoda, Arachnida, Araneae, Eresidae. The record is from RefSeq and is a predicted model, not a curated record.